Ochlerotatus camptorhynchus is the source of this 393-nucleotide messenger RNA. RefSeq lists its product as uncharacterized. The record is from RefSeq and is a predicted model, not a curated record. Lineage: Eukaryota; Metazoa; Arthropoda; Insecta; Diptera; Culicidae. The transcript has a single exon. The coding region runs from base 1 to 393 and encodes 130 amino acids.
AUGAAUUCGACAUUCGGUAAAACUUUCCUUUUUCUCACAAAUCUGGCGUGGAAAAGUCGAGUGACGCUUCCGGUGCUGAUAACAGCCGGUUUUAUGAUAUUGAACUUUCGCUGGGAGGUGGAAAUCAACAUCCACACAGAACGGAUAGCCAUCCAGGGGGUGAACGAUGGACGUGAUGGCGGCGGCGGAGGAGGCGGUGGCGUAGCAGCGAUCGACUACAGCUUGGAAGAGUCGUGGGAAACGACCGACGAGAGCGACGCAGAUGACGACGAUGAUGAGGAAGAUGAAACCGAUUACGAAGAAUCCGACGAUGACGACGACGACGACGGCAUGUACAGCGACGAUGACAGAGCGGAUGCCGAAAUUCGUCGGAUAGCUUUGGUUACCUUCUAG